CAUAUAGAGGCGUGAAUGUGACAUUCCUCGCCAAGUUCUAAAUUGAUUUGCUUGAGCGAUGUCGGCGGAUAAGACGACCACUGGGCUUACAGUUGAAAAAGGACACGGUGACAGUGAAGGAAAUAAACUUUCAGGUAAGAAGAGGGAGGGUUACCUGGAAUGGCCAGAGUAUUUUAUGGCCAUAGCUUUUCUGUCAGCACAACGAAGUAAAGACCCAAGAACGCAGGUUGGGGCUUGUAUUGUGAAUACAGAUAACAAAAUUGUGGGCAUAGGCUACAAUGGUAUGCCACAGGGCUGUAAUGAUGACAUCAUGCCAUGGAGCAGGACUGCUGAGAACAUACUUGACACAAAACAGCUCUAUGUGUGCCAUGCAGAGUUGAAUGCGGUGCUGAACAAGAACUCCACUGACGUCAAGGACUGUACAGUUUAUGUGGCUCUGUUCCCUUGUAAUGAGUGUGCCAAAGUUCUCAUUCAGUCUCGGAUAAAGGAGGUGGUGUACUACUCGGACAAAUAUCACCAUAAAGUAGAGUUUGUGGCUUCUCGGAGGAUGCUAGACAUGGCUGGAAUCAAACACAGACAAUAUAGACCAAAGCAAAGUCAGAUUGUUAUAGACUUCACCUUGAUUGACAAAAUGAACAAUGGGAUCGACACAUCCAUCGAAGAACCCAAGGUUGUUCAAGACGGGCAGGUGACAUCUGAAGUAGACGCAAAGUGAUAGUCAUUGGGAAGGAAAACACAGUGUGACGAUAAGGAUUUGUUGUGAUGUACAAAUAUCAAUUAUGCUGUAUGGGUCCUGACUAAAAUUGUUAUUUUAAGAGAUAUGUACAGGUUGUGAAGUUUUAACUAAGGCCAAACAAACAUAUUGGUUCCUGUCACAAGUCUGUUGAAAAAGAUUUAAGCAGGUAGCUUGAAAAUAAAUCAUAUUUUAAAUAUUUUUAUUAGGUUUAUCUAUGAGAGUGAUGUGAACUUUAACAUUGCUUCCUUAAAAAAUAAUACAAAAAAAGAAAGAUUUAGGCAAGGCAAAAUAUAUAAGCGUAGGUGUGAUAACCUUGCUUCAAACUUCCAGAGAUAAUAUGUAGCUCAUCAGCUUAGAAGUAGCUCUUAGCAUACUUUAUUAGCUCAAUGAUAUGUGAGUAUCACAGCUUAAUAGCUGUUAUUUGCAUAAAAUGGAUUUCAAAUGAUAAUAUUUUGAUAAAGGAAUGUGAUAUAUUAAAGUACUAAAAUAAAGUACUAAUUUGUUUCAAAACCAUACGUUAAAGACAAACUAUGGUAUGUAACGAAACUAUCCAGUUCUCUUGAGGUUACUAAGUCAAGUUUCACUGUUGGUCAAGAAUUCUAGCCUACAUUGAUCUGGAUGAGUCCAUUAUGGUCUACUGUGGCGAAAGUGUUAAGUUAUGGACUGGUUAGGACUAGCUUCAUGUGUUCAUUGUAUGUUUUUUCUACACGUUUAGAGUGUCUACUCUUCAUGGAUAUUGCCAUUCUUAAUACAUGUACAAGGUAACUAUGUGCUAAAAAUGAGGUCAGUGCUUGAAAAGUACUGGAAAACAGGUUGAUCCUGGAGAAGUGCUAGAAUUUAAUCAAUAUUCCUUGUAAAGUGCCGAAAUAUAUGUACUAGAGACAAUUAAAUUAAUAUGUAUUCUUUUCUAUGGAGAACUGAUUCAGAGUUGUAUGUUGUUGUAUGUUGACAAUAAAAUUAUCAUAAGAACUUAA
Molecule: messenger RNA, 1710 nt
Organism: Mizuhopecten yessoensis (Yesso scallop)
Lineage: Eukaryota; Metazoa; Mollusca; Bivalvia; Pectinida; Pectinidae
Product: deoxycytidylate deaminase-like
Exons: 5
Coding region: 59-715 (218 amino acids)
Biological process (GO): dUMP biosynthetic process; dTMP biosynthetic process
Cellular component (GO): cytoplasm
Molecular function (GO): dCMP deaminase activity; zinc ion binding
Source: RefSeq, a predicted model, not a curated record